Messenger RNA from Branchiostoma belcheri (Belcher's lancelet), 1632 nucleotides. RefSeq lists its product as uncharacterized. Lineage: Eukaryota; Metazoa; Chordata; Leptocardii; Amphioxiformes; Branchiostomatidae. The transcript is spliced from 9 exons. Bases 1 to 1632 code for a protein of 543 amino acids. The record is from RefSeq and is a predicted model, not a curated record.
AUGGAUCCUUCGUGCAUCAGAACUCUGCAGGUAGCGGGCGAUGGCGUUGAUAAUGACUGCGAUCAGUUGAUUGAUGAGGAGAUCCCAAACGGGAUAGAUGAUGACGGUGAUGGGUGGACAGAUGAGGAUGUGCCAGCUGUUGACAUCGCCUGUGAGGAACCAGGUGAACCAAUAGGGAUGGAGUCAGGAUUCAUACCAGACGAAAGUAUCACUGCUUCCACCGAGUAUUCAUAUUAUUUGAGGGCUUCUGAAGCAAGGCUGCAAGGCAGCUCUUCCUGGGCAAGCGGACCAUUGGAUCUCAGUCAAUGGCUACAGGUUGACUUGGGUUGGAUGCACCCCAUCAGUGGUGUCAUCACACAGGGCCGGCCUGAUCGUGAUCAAUGGGUCACAUCAUACAAGCUGCAACACAGCAUCUUUGGGGAUCAGUUUACCACAAUUGUAGACCUGUUUACUGGCUUAGACAAGGUGUUCACAGCAAACAGUGACAGAGAUACAGAGGUAACAAACCUCCUAGAUGAGCCAAUCAUCACACGGUUUGUGCGCUUCUGGCCGCAGACAUGGUUCAAUUGGAUAAGUAUGAGGGUGGAAAUCCUUCGCUGUUGGAAAACAGCCAACCUCCGAUGCCCCCCUGAGUAUGAGUUAUUCCACUCAGUUUGCUACAAGGCUUUUGGUGAACAGCUGACUUUUGCUGAAGCAGAGAGACUUUGCGAGGACAACGACGCGCUCCUUGCCAUGCCACAUGACACUGAGACGGAUCAAUUCUUGAUCGGCCUGAAAAAUUCUGUGAAUCCUAAUUCCUUAUUUUGGAUUGGGCUGAGUGACCGUUCCGAGCCGGGAUUGUUCAAGUGGAAUGAUGGUACAAGGUUACAGCCCAGUUCCACAAGAUGGUCUCCAGGCGAACCUUCUCUCAUACAGAGUCGUGAAAACUGUGUGCUGUACUUGAGUAGUUCUUCAAAUUUAUGGGCCAACAGACCUUGUGCAACACAGGUUGCCAGUUACAUCUGUGAAGUACCAGCUCGCUGUCCAUUUGUGCAAGUAAGUGGUCUGGCAGGGGACUGUGCCAGUAGAAUGGGAACAUACGUGCUCACCAACAUGCUCUCUGCUGACCGCCCAGUCUACCAACACCUGACCAAUGGUCAAUUCAUCUAUGCCACUGAUGACCCCCAACUCGCCCAUCCUGUGGGAUGGUACAUUGGACCAGAAGUUGGUGCUUUACAUGGCUGUCCAGCAGAAUACACCCACACCCAUGGAAGAUGUCUUAGGAUUUACAGGGAAGAAGCAACCUACUCCUCUGCCGUAGCAACCUGUGCUGCUGCCAGUGGUUUUGUCAUGAUGCCAAAAAAUUCUGAGCUGAAUGAAGUACUCGAAGCUCAAGUUUUUGACGAAAGUGAAUCCUAUUGGGUGGGACUGACAGACCCGGGGGAAGGCAGGCAUUGGAUCUGGACAGAUGGUUCUGUGUUAGGGGAUGGACACUUCCACGAUUGGAAGUAUCCAUCGUACAUAGAUACAAGCAAUUUCUUGGGAAAGGGGGAGAACUACUGUGCUGCAGCCGUGAUUUACCAUAAAAAGUCAGUCUGGGUGCCCACAAGCUGUGACAACAAGUUCAGAUUCAUCUGCCAAAUCAUUCAAUGA